UGUGAUAGAUUUUCAUGUUCCCCCACGCACACUCCCUCCCUCCCUCCAUUCUCUCUCCUUCUCUCUCUCUCACACACUCCAUUGAUAACACAACAUUCCGUCUAAGUCCGAGACAAUACUCUCCACCCCCCCACAGCAACGAGACCCCAGUAUAUAUGAGUGAUUACACAGAGAGACUCUGGGCGAGAGCGAGAGAGAGAUGGAGAGAGAGGAGGAUGGGUUGGUGACCAUAAAUGAGAGUUUGUAAAUUGUAUAGUAGAGUGGAUGGGUGCAGUUACCAUGGCGGCGUAGCAGAGGCUCUAAUUCCGUGCUAUAAUUGCUUCCAACAGCGAACAGAAUUGGGCAACACCAACGCUACCUUCCCCUCCCUAUUCUCCGUCCUUUUUAUCCUUAAUUUUCUUUAAUUCUGUCUUUUGAACUGCAGUUUCUCUUCAAAAGCUGCAAAAAUCCCAACUACGACCAGAGCCAGAAGAUCAUACUUGAGACUUGGGACGCCCCCACCACAACCCCUAAACAGUCAGAAGCGGCGAGGGGAAAAAAACACAAAACUGCAAAAAGCAUCCGGGUCAAAUAUUAACCAACCAACCACAGAUCAAACCCAUUCCCUCCCUUCCAACCCAAAUAUUACAGCUGUACUGAUCUUUGAAAAUUAUUUUAAGAUUCGGGGAGACUUCUCUGCUAUGGAUUGUAUGCCUCAAUUGGACACUGUUUCAGCUUGUGGGUGCAACAAAUGGCUGGGUUCUUCUCUCUAGGCCCACAGAACAGACAAGAAGAAGAAAAACCAGAUAACAACAACAGUAGCAGCUUAUUCUUGUUCAGGAACGAGGAGAUCUACAGCAAAGGAUUGGAGAUAUGGCCACAGUCUUAUCAGCCGCAUCACAACUUGAACAACUACUACUCUUUUGGGGCGGGUCCUAGUCGCAGAAGCUCCUCCAACGACGACGUCGUCUCUGACGACUCUACGAGGUUCGGAUUCACGGUGAUGAGGUCUGGAGGCCUAGGAGGUGGCAUGAACUGUCAGGAUUGUGGGAACCAGGCUAAGAAGGACUGUGCACAUCUCAGAUGCAGGACUUGCUGUAAGAGCCGAGGGUUUCAGUGCCAGACCCACGUCAAGAGCACUUGGGUUCCCGCAGCUAAACGCCGUGAACGACAGCAACAACUCGCUGCGUUGCAGCAACAGCAGCAGCAGGACCAACAAUUUAGGGGAGAUUAUUCGAAACGACACAGAGAUGGUCAAGCUUCAGGCUCUCUUGCCUGCGCUCCGUUAAUGCCAAUUGCCACAACAGGGUUGGAGCUGGGGCAAUUCCCACCAGAGGUGAACUCUCCGGCUGUGUUUCGGUGUGUGAGAGUAAGCGCGAUGGACAGUCCAGAGGACCAGUACGCGUAUCAAACGGCUGUGAACAUCGGUGGUCACCUUUUCAAGGGAAUUCUGUAUGACCAAGGCCCUGAAGGUGCUUACACCACAGGUGGCGAGAGCUCCUCCGGCGGAGCUGAAGCUCAACAAUUAAAUCUCAUAACCGCGUCGACCACCACGAACACGGCUAUUACCAGCGCCAACCCAUUUGAUUCAUCUUCACUAUACCCGGCUCCGCUCAGUGCCUUCAUGGCUGGUACGCAAUUCUUCCCACCUCCAAGGUCCUAAACACGUGACUCUCCUAUCUCCGGGAACUCAUAAUGAAGUGUUGCAUUUAUUAAUGAAACAAGUCCUCUCUCUUGCCAUCAACACUCGGAACUAUUAUUGACUGUGGUGGUCAUGGAGUAUACUCAUAUCUUUAACUAGAAGGAAGAGUUAGGGAUUUUAAAAAUGAUUGAGGACGAUUCAGAAUGCAUGAAAUGGGGGAAGUUUUGUCUUCGUCCGAAUGUCGCAAUUCAGGAUUUCAGUUAUUGUUAUUUUGAUAUUAUCGAUGGCUUACUUUUCAAUUCUAGAGUAUUUGGAUUCGUCAUGGAUUUUCUUGGCAGCAUUUGGGUAUGUGUGCAUUAUGUUAUGCAGCUGAUUUGAUUUCUUCAUGGGUAGUAUUUUUCUUUUUCUGGGUUUUUAUCAAGUAAGCUUUCUGGUUGGUGCUGAACUCGAAGCCGCUUUUCCCGUUUAUCCGUUUACUUGCCGGAUCGAUAUAGGUUUCGUGUUUGGCUAAGCUAGCAAUAGAAUUUUAAUCGAAACCCUAUAUAUUUAUAUAUCCUCUUUUUGCACGA
Molecule: messenger RNA, 2190 nt
Organism: Neltuma alba
Lineage: Eukaryota; Viridiplantae; Streptophyta; Magnoliopsida; Fabales; Fabaceae
Product: protein SHI RELATED SEQUENCE 1-like
Exons: 2
Coding region: 731-1642 (303 amino acids)
Biological process (GO): positive regulation of DNA-templated transcription
Cellular component (GO): nucleus
Molecular function (GO): DNA-binding transcription factor activity; DNA binding
Source: RefSeq, a predicted model, not a curated record